AUUCGGUUUGUAUGAGAAAUGAAAGUCCAAGUUUUGCUGACCGGAAAUAGAUGGGUUUAGGAUCGUCAAGAAAUCGGGUUCUUUUACGUGCGACCAUAAGUCGGAAAGUAGAAAAUGGCCAAGUCUAAGGAAAAGAAGGGAAAAAGUGCUAUCAGCGAGGUUGUUACUCGCGAAUACACCGUGAAUCUUCACAAACGCCUUCAUGGGGUCGGUUUUAAGAAACGGGCACCGAGGGCUAUCAAAGAGAUCCGCAAGUUUGCGGAAAAACAGAUGGGAACCCCGGACGUAAGGAUUGACACACGUCUCAACAAACAACUUUGGUCCAAAGGAAUCAGGAAUGUACCAUUCAGAGUUCGUGUGAGACUCAGCAGGAGAAGGAACGACGACGAAGACUCGGCUAACAAACUGUAUACCCUUGUUACGUACAUACCAGUUGCUACUUUCAAAGGAUUACAGACAGAAAAUGUCGAUGCCAGUCAAGAUUGAUUUAUUUCUAAUUAAUAAAUAGGUUUCUCUAUAUUUCCUCCUG
Molecule: messenger RNA, 529 nt
Organism: Ceratina calcarata
Lineage: Eukaryota; Metazoa; Arthropoda; Insecta; Hymenoptera; Apidae
Gene: RpL31
Product: ribosomal protein L31
Exons: 3
Coding region: 115-486 (123 amino acids)
Biological process (GO): cytoplasmic translation
Cellular component (GO): ribosome; cytosolic large ribosomal subunit
Molecular function (GO): structural constituent of ribosome
Source: RefSeq, a predicted model, not a curated record